Teleopsis dalmanni is the source of this 1317-nucleotide messenger RNA. RefSeq lists its product as uncharacterized. The record is from RefSeq and is a predicted model, not a curated record. The transcript has 2 exons. Lineage: Eukaryota; Metazoa; Arthropoda; Insecta; Diptera; Diopsidae. Bases 9 to 1217 code for a protein of 402 amino acids.
UUGAAAGUAUGCUAAACUCCAGACCAAUAACACCGUUGUCAUCAGACCCAAAUAACCCGGCUGCCCUCACAUCAGGACACUUCUUAAUAGGAGAACCGCUAACAGCCCUUCCAAGUAGGUCAGAAACUACAACCAAACAAUCGCUUUUAACCAGGUGGAAGCAGGUGAAUCAUCUAAAAAACGAGUUCUGGUCAAGAUGGUCAAAGGAGUAUCUUAAUGAGCUACAGUGUCGCACUAAAUGGAAGGACCAAUCACCUGACGUCAAAGAAGGAAUGCUGGUAAUCAUUCAAGAAGACAACGCUCCUCCGCUUCAAUGGCCUCUGGGCAGAAUCAUCAAAUGCUAUUCCGGUAAUGAUGGAAGAAUCAGAGUUGUAGAUGUCAAAACGAAAAACGGGAUUUGGAAGCGUCCAAUACAUCGGCUAGCAACAUUAUUGCCGGAAGAUUGUUCAACCCCCAUGAUGCAACUUGAUAGAUGUGAUGAAGAAAAGCCUAAAAAACGAGCAAAACUCAACAUCAACUUGCUAGCCAUUGCAUUGCUGGUACUAUUAUGGAUACCACUCAUAUCAGGGUUAGGUAUCACAAUAAAAUCAUUUAAUAACACACCAGGCAUUCAUUUCGAACACAAAGGAGUCAUCAAAAGAUCACAAGCAGAAUGGAAAAUCAUAGCAUAUUAUGACUUAAGUCCAUUGCAGCAGGAGUUUGAAUUCAUUGAAAAUGGAACCGAAUCCUUAGCGAACGUGUGUAAGUUGAUGAAUGGUGUAGCGUGCAUAAGCAUACACUAUCAUCUUAUAAAUGAGGUUACUACAAUGAGGGAACAUCUCAGGUCAACAAUGCAGUUGCCGGUUAACAUGAGCAACAUUUCUGAGCUAUAUUCUCUUAUGACAGUCAGCAGCGGUUUAGUUGAUACUAAAAUGUUGUUUCAAAUAAGUCUACCACUAAUCAAUGAUCAGUCCUUUGAUUUAUUCGUUGUUAUUCCCGUUCCAGGGAUCAUAAACGGAGAAUACGUGACAAUCACACCAUGCACGUCUAUGAUGGCAUUCAAUACUCAUAGGAAUGGAUACUUUCCGAUUUCAGAAAUACAGUUGUCACAAUGUGUGUCUUCAAAAAAUGAUGUCUUCAUCUGUUCAGAUACGCAAGAAAUAUAUUCUCUUGAAUCAGGCAAGUGCACUUGCGAAGUAAAUCUAUUUAAUAAUAGUACAUCAUCUUGCAAUUGGUAAAGUUUCACAAGUAAUACCUUAUGGAUCCAGUCUGUUGCACAAAAUCAAUGGAUGUUCGUCGCAAGAAACCCUGUAAAGCUAAACGCAGUAUGUGACAAUG